Molecule: messenger RNA, 1239 nt
Organism: Drosophila mojavensis
Lineage: Eukaryota; Metazoa; Arthropoda; Insecta; Diptera; Drosophilidae
Product: phenoloxidase-activating factor 2
Exons: 2
Coding region: 28-1098 (356 amino acids)
Biological process (GO): proteolysis
Molecular function (GO): serine-type endopeptidase activity
Source: RefSeq, a predicted model, not a curated record
GCCCAGCAACCGUUCUAUAUCUAUAAGAUGGAAAAAGUUCUUGUCAUUUUACUGAUAUAUUUCGCUCCAGCUGUUUUUGGUAGUGCGGAAUCGUGUGCACCCGGCAAGAGCUGCGUCUCCUAUGACCUGUGCAAUGAGGGUCUCCUUGUGGAUGGCCACUUCUACUCCGAUCGCAGUCGCACUAUGCAGGACGAGCAGCACUGUCACUAUAUGGAAAAAUGCUGCAGUGUGAACGAGACGCUUGCAGCUGGUAACGGAUUCAACUAUAGCGAUGCACUGUCAGCACUGCCUCAGUGUGGCGGACGUCUGGAUCUUUGGCUCCAUUUGCGUCCGAUGGGAUACAAGAAGCAGGAGUCAAAGUUCGGCGAGUUUCCCUGGCUGGUGGCUAUUUAUGGAGCAGACGGAUACCUUUGCAGUGGAGCUCUGAUCACACCACUUGCUGUUCUAACUGCCGCACACUGCGUCCACGCCCAAAUGGCAAGGGAUCUGCGUCUGGUGGCAGGCGAAUGGGAUGCAGCAGUUGAGCUGGAGCCAUUGGCGCACCAGGAGCGAAAUGUGUCCGAGCUGCUAAUCCAUCCCAACUACACACAAUCCCCCGCAGCUCACAAUCUGGCACUGCUGCUGCUCCACUCACAGGCGGCAUUCGAGCUAGCGCCACACGUGCAGAUGAUCUGCCUCCCGCCCAUGCAGCUCAUCUACAACUACAGCCAGUGCUACGUGGCAGGCUGGCGGCACUCGGAGCUCAGUGCCAAUGAGAGCCUGCCCAGGCGCUGGCCCCUCUACAUUCUGCCGCGCGAUCAGUGUGGCUCCAAGCUGCGCUUGGCCAUCUUGGGUCGUCGCAUUGCGCUGAACGAGACGCUCCUCUGCACUGGCGGCGACAAGGACCCCAUUGUUUGCGGCGACAUGGGUGCCGUACCCCUAAUGUGCCCUCUCCCCGGCAGCGAUGAUCGCUAUGUGCUCGCCGGGCUGCUGGCGCGUGCCGCCCGUUGCGAUGGCCCUCAGCUCUUGAGCAUCUACUCGAACGUGAAGUACUACAGGCGCUGGAUCGAUCAAAAGUUAAGGGAACGCGACCUGGACAUAAGACAUUAUAUGGUUUAAAGUAGAUGGAAAGAAGAAAAGAGAGAGAGAGAGAGAGCUUUAUGCUGAAUGCUGUGCAAGAAUUUCUAGCCUUUAUAAAACUUAAGGAUCGAUAUACAUAUAUAAAUAUAUAAUAAAUCUGCUUAUAACUAGAAUCGUCAA